AUGGCCCAUCGAUACUCUACCUACUCGACCAAUUCGUCGCAACUUGGUGCUGUCCGCUCAGCCGCCCAGCAACCUACACAGGUUUCCACCACUACUCUUCUCAACGCCCUCCACACAGUCUAUGCCUCGGGGCAGACAUACCAACUCGACGCGAGUACGAGCAUCGCAACCAAUACAUGGCUGACCGCCGUCAACCCUGAUGCGCAAGGCCGAGUCGGUGGCACGGUAGAUGCGGACAUUGCCUCAAGAGCGUGGGAGCAUGCAAGAAGAAGAGCAGAGGAUGCCUGCGUGAUACUUGCAUCUCUGCAUCCGUCCACACCCUCGGUAUUCCAGGCCUUCCUGCAAGUCAUCCCUUUACCGACUCCCCCGAUCGUCUACACUGCGCUGUCGGCAUUGCGACCAUUUCUUUCCUGCGUUACACCUAUCAACCCUACCACAUUUCUUCAUUCUUCAUUCAGCGCCAAGUAUACCGUCACUCUCUCUGGAACCGUCACUGGCCUCUCUCUCGCCCUGUCAGAAUCGGGCAUUGAUGUGGAGAAGGGGCUCUCAAAAAUUCCCUCCGAACAUGGCUACCGGGCGUUCGACGUUUUCUACUAUCUUUUGACGUCGGCAUCGACCCCUGCUGAGCGCGAAUUUCUCAGUUUGCAACCUCCGUCGAAAUACGCACUCUUGAACAGAUCCGGCACAUAUGAGCCCCCGAGCUAUCUUCCUGCUGCAGACGACGUGGCCGCAGCAGAAGACUUCCGCUCAGCUCUCAAGUCCAUUGGCAUCAAAGGCGCCACUUUUCGAGGACUACUUUCCUCACUAGCCGGGUUGCUCAAAUUAGGCGAGACCGUUGGGUUUCUCGUCGAUUCUGAUGUCCUUGAAGACGUCUGUGAGGAUGUCGGAGCACUGAUCGGUCUGGAGCCUGAGGUGUUAUUGAAUAAAUGCACCACUGACGACCGGGAAGUCCUGAUUGCUGGGAUGUAUGAAGCCCUCGUGGACUGGGUGAUCUCAAAAGCCAAUGAAGCAAUUGCAACAGAAUUGCGCACAGGCGCCCUAACCCCUGACUCCAGCACUCAAAGUGGUGAUGAAGUCAGCCUCACCAUCAUCGAGAUCCCUGGCGAGACGCUCGGAAAGGCUGUUACCCUGCGCAAUGUUUUCGACGACACUUUCGGGAUCAAUGCUGAAAUGAAGGAUGACGGUAUUGAGGUUGUUCCAGCCGGGCAUUCCGUCAUUAAGGAAAUGCAAGCCGCCGUGGCGGAGGCCGAUGCAGAUCUCAACAUCAAAGGUGGCCCCCUCAGUCGAGAAAGAGAGCAUGAGCAUGAGAGGCGAGAGGCAAUCCUGGAGAAGAUCGGGCUUGAAGCGGAACCCGGUGGUUUCCUGCAUACACUGCUUUACCCCGUCGACGGGGAAGGCUUGAAUUUUGGCAAAAAGGGGCGUUUCGACCUCAGCGCGACUCUUGUUAGCAGCAGGGCAUGGUAUCAACUCUCAAUACACCCCACGGACGAUACCCCGAGCGCUCUUGCUACCCUAGCUUCUCCCACUUCCGCAUGGUCUGCUGGGACAGUCUCUCGGCAGCUACGAGCAUGGAGAUUACCUGAGUGGGCCAAUUAUCGGAACAGGCACCUUGACUUCACCGCAGAUUUUGACGUUGAGGAGUUUGUGACAAGAUAUUCCAGGCUUGGGUGUAAAGACGGCAAAGAUGGAGUUGAAAGCUUUCUGCUUGAGCGUGGGUGGACGAAUGGCGAGGUUGUGGUCGGUCACGAGCGUGUCUGGAUGCGUGAAUCUGCAUGGUGGGAAGCCGAGUCGAUGCUUGACAUGCUGCCUGCCGCCAGCGGCUUUUCAGACGAUGCAACCUUCGGCCAGCCGCUGAAUCCAUUUGCGUCUAGCUAUUCUGCCAAUGCACCCAACAAUGCCAGCAGCUUCUUUCCUCCCUUGGGUGAGAACAUGAGCCUCCACGACAGUCGAGAAAAUCUAUUGGCACAAGCAGGUCCGGAACGUGCCAGGUCAGUGGCGCCUACGAUGGCAAAAACAGUCCAGUCUAUCGGUGGUGACUAUGGCUUGGGUCCAAAAGGCGACAGUCACAAAGACAACGUUUACUAUGACUCUGAUCUCGGGCGAUAUACCGGUGAGCUCGAUCCUGAAUUCGGCGAUCCAAGAAAUGUCGAAUCUAAACCUACAUCCCGUGCACGUCAAGUAUGGGUCUCGGUCGUCUGGGCCUUGACUUGGUUUAUUCCCUCCGUGCUUCUAAGAUACAUUGGUCGUAUGAAAAGGCCAGAUGUACGCAUGGCCUGGCGGGAGAAAGUGGUACUCGUGUUCCUCAUUUUCUUGCUCAACGCUAUUAUUCUCUUCUACAUCAUCGAGUUCGGAAGGUUGCUGUGCCCCAAUUUCGACAAAGCCUGGAACGCCAAAGAAGUCGGCUAUCACACGGGGACGAACGAUGUGUAUGUCAGCAUCCAUGGGAAAGUCUACGACAUCACCAAAUUUUAUCGCCUGCAGCACAGUGACACCAGCAUCGAGACCACCGCUGAGAACAUGCUACCUUUCGCGGGCCAGAACCUGGAUGCAUACUUUCCGCCGCCGCUAAGCCGCGCUUGCCCUGGGCUCAAUGUCGAUGAGAGCGUGUUCUUGCAGCACAAUGACACAGAUGCCAUUCAGUAUCCGAAUGCUGUCCAUACUUCUGGGCCCCGUCUCCAGACCAACCAGAAGUCGGCAUUGUACAGUUGGAAUUGGUACAACGACAGAUUCCAGCCCAAAAUCGAAGAAUACUACAAGGGAGAUCUGGUAGUCACGAAGAGUAAAAUCAAGCGGCAAGCGGAGGACGAUCAACGUAUGUGGGUUAUCAUCCACCACAAAAUCUACGACCUCACCGACUAUUUCUACACGUUGAAGCUGAUGAACAACUACGAUACCUACAAGUUCUUUCCCGACGAGGUCACGGAUUUGAUAACUAAUAAUCCCGGCCUUGACAUCACGGAUAAAUGGGGUACCAGCGCAGCAUUCGGGAACAGUCUCAACUGCAUGACAAAUGCUUUUUAUGUCGGCAAGGUUGACUUCCGCGAUUCGGCAAAGUGUCAGGUCAACAACUAUAUCCUUCUGGCCUUUACCUGCCUCCUUUGUGCGGUCAUCUUGACCAAGUUCUUGUCUGCCUUGCAGCUGGGAUCCAAGCGCCGACCUGCACCACAGGACAAAUUUGUGAUCUGCCAAGUACCUGCCUAUACCGAAGGUGAAGACCAUCUAAGGAAAUCGCUCGAUUCCCUUACGGCCUUGCAAUAUGACAACAAGAGAAAGCUCAUUUGUGUCAUUUGCGAUGGCAUGAUCGUUGGUGGUGGCAACGACAGGCCUACACCCAAGAUUGUCCUGGAUGUCCUCGGCGUCGAUCCAAAAAUUGACCCACCAGCCCUUCCUUUCCGGUCGGUCGGCAACGGCAGUGAACAGCUCAAUUAUGGCAAAGUUUAUUCUGGGUUAUAUGAGUACGAAGGCAAUGUCGUCCCUUAUAUCGUCAUCGUCAAAGUUGGAAAGGAAUCCGAGCAGUCUAAAUCGAAGCCUGGAAAUCGUGGCAAGCGAGACUCACAGAUCUUGCUGAUGCAGUUCCUUAACCGCGUUCAUCACAGAUCUCCGAUGUCGCCUUUGGAGCUGGAAAUGUUCCAUCAAAUCAACAACAUCAUUGGGGUCGAUCCAGAGCUAUACGAGUACCUCUUUAUGGUCGAUGCAGAUACCAAUGUUAAAGAAGACUCCCUGAACCGGCUGGUUGCUGCAUGUGCAAACGAUGCAAAGAUUGCCGGUAUCUGUGGUGAAACGAGCUUGGAAAACGAGGAGCGCAGUUGGUGGACUAUGAUUCAAGUAUAUGAGUACUACAUCUCGCAUCAUCUCGCCAAAGCCUUUGAGUCAUUAUUUGGCAGUGUCACAUGCUUACCCGGCUGUUUCUGCAUGUAUCGCUUACGCACGGCUGACAAGGGUCGACCGUUGAUCAUCUCCGACAAGGUGAUUCGAGAAUACGCCGAUUGCGACGUCGACACACUUCACAAGAAGAAUCUUCUGUCUCUUGGUGAAGAUCGAUAUCUCACGACCUUGAUGACGAAGCACUUCCCGGCCAUGUCUUACAAGUUUAUUCCUGACGCCUGCGCUCUCACCGCCGCACCCGAAACAUGGUCAGUACUGCUUUCACAGAGGCGGCGAUGGAUUAAUUCUACUAUACACAAUCUUGCCGAACUUGUAUUGCUGAAAGACUUGUGUGGGUUCUGUUGCUUUUCUAUGAGAUUCGUCGUCUUUAUCGAUCUGUUCGGAACUAUCAUCCUGCCGGCGACUUGUUGCUAUCUAGUUUACCUGAUCUAUCGAGUGGCCUCUCAUACUGGGCAGUUCCCCUUGAUAUCGAUUGUCAUGAUCGCAGCUGUCUAUGGGUUGCAGGCUAUCAUUUUCAUCAUCAAGAGGCAAUGGCAGCACGUUGGCUGGAUGAUCAUCUACAUCAUCGCAUAUCCCAUCUACAGUUUUGUCCUACCAAUCUACUCUUUCUGGAACCAAGACAACUUCUCUUGGGGCAACACCAGAAUUGUCAUUGGGGAGAAAGGUGACAAGAAGGUUGUUGCAAUUCAAGACGAAGGCUUUGAUCCUAGGUCGAUCCCUCUUCAGAGAUGGGAUGAUUAUGCCGCAGCAAACAAUCUUCCAGGACUUCGUGGGGAUACUGGGUCUUAUCAUGAGAAGGGCUUUGAAGUCAACUAUACCGAUGAUCCGGCAAUGAUGGAAAUGGACGAUAUGCACUCCACUUACUCAUCAAUCAAACCAUCGAGUACCAUUUUGACCGGAUUUGCCAGGCAACAACAUCCAUAUAUGGCACCACCGCGCUCGCCCGCACCCUUUGGCAUGAACAAUCGCGCCAGCACAUUGACUGGUUUGACUCAAUUUCGCGACCAUCCUGUGAGCAUGCAUGGGCGAAACAUGAGCAUGAUGAGCCUUGGAAGUCAAGGUCGUCUUAUCUCCCCAUCACCGGGUCCGUAUCAGGACCACAUUCGGAGUCCAUACCAAAGCGGCUUCAGUGGGAUGCAACAUUCGGCAAGCAGGCCAAGUUUGCUGGGUAUGGCCACCAGCAGGCCAGCGUCAACGAUCAUGGAUUUCCGCACCGUGCCUUCUGCAGGGCCGAGCGACCAUGAGAUCGUUGAUGCCAUUCGCGCGGUGCUGAGCGAAAUUGACUUGGAUACGGUCACCAAGAAGCAGGUGCGAGCACUUGUUGAACAAAGAUUACAGUGCGAAAUACCUGCCGGCGAGAGGAGGCAGUUUCUGGAUAAGGCCAUUGAUGGCGAAUUGGCAAACAUGUAG
Molecule: messenger RNA, 5295 nt
Organism: Capronia coronata CBS 617.96
Lineage: Eukaryota; Fungi; Ascomycota; Eurotiomycetes; Chaetothyriales; Herpotrichiellaceae
Product: chitin synthase
Exons: 2
Coding region: 1-5295 (1764 amino acids)
Cellular component (GO): cell septum; cell periphery; myosin complex
Molecular function (GO): ATP binding; chitin synthase activity; cytoskeletal motor activity
Source: RefSeq, a predicted model, not a curated record